AUGGCUCCUUUCGCUGGGCUGCCAACUGAGCUUGUCGAAUUCAUCGCGUCCUACCUCGCACAACAAGAUCUGUACGCCGUGUCUAGGGUGAACAAGAGCCUGCACACACUGGCUGCACCCUAUUUAUAUCAACAUGUCGACUUGGUCAUACAUGCGGGCGAGAGGAUGCCGCGCAUUGACAGAUUCUGCUUGAACAUCCUGAACGACCCUCGACGCGCGGCUCGUAUCGAAACCCUCCGCCUCGGCCCAUCAUCUGCGGAAGGGGUGAAGGAGGGCCAGCGCUGGUUACCUCGGGAGAAAUGCUUCGACGACGAAGCUAUGUACCAGAAAGCUCUCACAGUCCUAGACGAUGAGCCCUUGAUCACCAGCGGAGACUAUCUUCGAGACGCCAUUCUUCAACGAGAGUACUCUGCAUAUGCCACACUAAUCGUGCUGACUGCCAGCGCACUACGGCAACUGGAAAUAUCAGACUUCAGAUACUCGACUAUGGAUCGUCUCCACACUAUUCUGCGUAACCUCGAUACUGAGCGGGCAUGGAACCAGCGUCAUGCGUCGCCAGCACUCUUAGGACGACUCACCCGUAUCAAAGCAGUAUCUUGCAAUGUUGACAGAACAGCCGGAAUUCCAUAUCCGGAUGAGAAAGGUUAUGUAUAUCUCGACCAAGUUCUCAAUCUCCCAGGACUCGAGAUCUUGGAAUUAUUCAACACAGGAGCCUUGACACACGGGCCCACUCGACCGCUUAUCACCCAAGUGCGAGCAACUGUCAUCACCAAAUUGAUAGUUCGACAUUCAAGUUCAUGCGCACUGGCUGUGCGCCCUCUCUUGGCCUGCACCCCGCAGCUUCUAUCUUUCACAUGGGACAUUGCUUACGACUGCCACGACCGCAAGGACGCACCGGAACGUUGGAUUGACCUGGAAGCUUGGAACACAUCACUGGGAGCUGUGUGCAAGACGCUUGAGAUCUUGGUAUUUGCAGCCGAGUACUUUGACUCUGGAAAAUUCCCAUUCGAGCAACCGAGGAUCGGGACACGUCAAUUCGGCUAUCUUGAUCUUACUGGCUUCGAGCAGUUGCGUAGUUUGGAAGCUCCCAUACCGUUCCUGACUGGAGAUGUGGAAUUCUCAAUCACUGCCGAUAUCUGCCCACUUCUGCCUCCUUACCUGCGGCAUCUAUCGCUUCGUCUGGACCUCUCGCUUGCACAACUGUCUUACCAACUAGACACGUCGAUUCUGCGCACUGGACUGACAUUGCAACAGUCCCAAGCUGAAGCGCGAUGCGCAACGAGCGCACGGAUGGAACUCUCAUAUCUCUACCACGCGACCAUUGCAAUGCUUGAUCAUGCGCCCGCCUUGGAAAGCAUUUCUGUUUGGCAGCCUGCGGACCCUUCACUAACUUGGUUUGACGGGCAGAUCGCCGACUUUGCAACAACAUGUAACAACAAGUCUGUCUACGGUAUCAUGUUAUAUCCGAUGUUGCUUCGCUGGAGAAAGCCAGAGCAUCGAGACCUGGUCAAAGAGGUCAGGCUCGAGUCUUUCAGCGAUCGAAUGGAGCGUCUUUGCCGACGCGAGCGUGCGGGGAUACCUUUGGGAUUGGCCUCGCAGUAUCAUCUUCGCGGACUGCGCUCCCAUCUGGUUCGGUAUCGUUGA
Molecule: messenger RNA, 1644 nt
Organism: Didymella exigua CBS 183.55
Lineage: Eukaryota; Fungi; Ascomycota; Dothideomycetes; Pleosporales; Didymellaceae
Exons: 2
Coding region: 1-1644 (547 amino acids)
Molecular function (GO): protein binding
Source: RefSeq, a predicted model, not a curated record